UUGUGCUCGCCCCAUGCUGGCCCUAGUUCGCAGCAACGCUGGAGGCCCCAGGCCUGUGAUGACAAAGAGGGAGCCGGGGGCCGGAAAGGAGCCCAGCGGCGGCGGCCCAGGCCCAGGACAGGCGCCCUCCCCUCAGCCUCCCUCCCGCCCGUCCGGCUGCCCCGCCCCCUCCGGCUGCACCGCGCCCCUCCCCCAACGGCCAGACUAGCACGGUGCGGGGGCCGCGCGCGAAGCCAUGGGGGAGAAGCUGGAGCUGAGGCUGGAGUCGCUCGUGGGGGCCGAGCCCGCCGUCUACCCGUGACCGCUGCCGGUCUAGGACAAACCCCACAAUGCUGCUCACGAAAUCAUCAAGACCAUCCGGAGGAAAAGAGACGUAGAGUUACAUCCAGAGAAUGAGUUGCUGGACUGCUCCCUGCAGAAGAACCGGGAAGAGUAAGACCAGGAACACACGUGGAAGAAGAAGAAAGAGAUGAUAAAGUAAAGCCUGGUCACCUCCAGGAAGCAGAAGGCAGGCAGAUAACGCAGAGGCAAAUGAACACAAUUACGGGUCCGCCGGACCCAGUUACCGGACUGCCUGACGCCAGUGAUGAGGGUUUUGAAAUAAUGCAAGAAGAAGAAUGCAGGACCUUUACCACUUUGAUCCUUAUUACCACUCCCGGGACUGUGGUGGCCGCCCGAGGGGCCGGGAGGCCAGCCGGGGCCUCCAGGAAUGUGUGGGCAUCGCGUCUGCAGCCAGCGUCCCCGAGGCCGCGCUCGACCCAUAAUCACUGAGUGAAGCUGCGCCGCGACAGCUUUUUCUGGCGCUGUGAGGACCUGUGCGCACUGCAGGAUUUGGUGCCUCUGCCCGCCAUGCGCGCCUCCCUGCGAAAGGGCCUGCUGGACUUCAACGCCAACCGCCUCCGCGGGAUGGACUCGGCGCAGCCCCUGAGCAGCCUCUGCCCCCGAUCUGUAUCCAGAGUUUCUUCCAGCCACGGCUUGGCGAGACGGUAUCAGACUACCAGAAGGCAUGAAGCAACCUGGGCUGAGAGUCUUCAUUCCAGGAGACGUGAUCUUGACUGUAUGGCUGGUUUGAGGCGCAUCACUCUGAACUGCACCACGCUCAUUGGUGACCUGGGUGCUCGUGCUUUUGCAGAAUCUCUUAGUGAGGAUUUAUGGCUUGGAGAUCAUUGUGUGAUGAAAGCAGUUAUCAAAAAAGUUCUCCAGAUGGAAGGAGUGCCAAGUCAGAGACACUCAGGUUCAUCAGAAUUUCCUGUGACUGUGACAGUAGAGAGUCCUUCCUCCUCAGAAAUCAAAGAGGUCGAUGAUUCCUCAGAAAGUGUUCAGGAAGAGCCAGAGAAAAUCUGUUUGAAACAAGAAGCAUUGCAGGGAAAUUUAUUAAACAGAAACAUUGACUGAAACCAUUGAACAAAGGGCAUAACAACACACAGAGGAACUUCUAACGGCCACCGGAGCCAACGGGUCCCGGCACCCCCACCCCAGCGUCCCCAACAAGGUGCCCCCAAUACACCCCACCCGGCGGCCCUGCAUCCCCCCACAGUCUCCCUUCUUCAGGGCCCCACGGGUGGCCUCUCCCCAGGAAGAUGGGCGCCGGCAAUGCCCGCUCCCCCCAGGGCAGACCCUCUAUUUCUGGCCCACAUGCCCGGGGCCUGGCCCUGCCCAAUGGCGGGCACAGGACAGUCCCACAGCAGGGCGUGCGCCACCGAGCCGAGGACGUGGAGUCCCGAGGAACAACGGGUUGGCACAGCAGAACACAAGCCCUGGGGGGCCUCCCGCAGACCUCCUGCAGCCGCGGUCCAGGUCUUCCUUCCCAAGGUCCCAGGUGGGCUCCCAGGUCCUGGGGUGGGCGCUGGCUGUGACCACGUCCAUGCCGUCCUCCCCGCCGGCUCCUGAGACUGGCCUCGGGGUCUCCACGCCAGGCAGGGGUGGGGGGAACUGCUCGGAGGAGAACACACGCACAUUUCCACAACAAGCAGCGCUGGGCCUGAGUGUAUGCCCAGAAAGCACACGUUGAGCUCACGACACUGGCCCACAGAGACCAGAGCCUUGGCUGGCACGUGGCGCACCUCAGGGCUCUGCGGGGGGAUGAUGGCUAGGGUGUGUGUGUUGGGGCGAGGGGAGCGGGGACGCUCCCUGGGUCCCUCUGGGGCCUACAGGGACACAUUUGGGCUUGCCAGUACAGGGAACAGCCUGUCCCAGAGGGGGGACACUGAAUAGGGGUCCCCUCUCGGGAGGAAGGCCCAGGAACCUUGAGCGGCCCCUAACGCCUCCCAGGCCAGUGUGGGUGGCAGCCAUCUGCAGGUGCCCCUCACCUAGGCCGGGACUGGCCACUGAGGGCUGCUCCCGGGUGGCAGGCUUUGGGGCUGGUGCUGGCAUUGGCAGCUGGUGAGUUGUGGUUCUCCAGGCCAGUCCCAGGUCUCCAGUGGCCAUGCACAAACCUAGAGAGAACAAAACACUCCUCCCUCCCUCCAACAAAUUCUCUUGGACCCCGCCCGGACCCCCUCCUCCUCCUGCCCCUCCCCCUCCUCUUCUCCACGUCUCCCUCCUCCGUCUUCUCCCUCUCCUCCUCCUCCUCCUUUGGAACACGCUUCCCUGCACCCCCACUCACACCAAAGCCAGUUGUGGGGUACUGGGCAACCAGCUACUCAGCGCCCUGCCGCCAAGCUGAGCUGACGCUCUCUCCUGGGAUCGUCUCCUCAGUGUUUGCUGUCCUUGUCCCUACUGCCCUUUCAGGCUGCAGGGGGAGGAGAAUUGCCCCUGCCCUCACUUGCGCAGAGGCUCCAGGGUGCUACCUUCCUGGGGCUCCCCUCGAGCGGUGUAGAUGAUCCUGAAGUUGGACCCUGUCUCUGCCCCACAGCCCUUCCUCGCCAGCGCCAGGAGAAGCGCCUCUAGGCCCUGCGUGGCCUGGGGGCCCAUCAGCAUCAUUAGCUCAGAGCCCACAGGGUGGGCGUUUGAGGGUGGCCAGACGACAGGGCUGAUGCCAGAGCCCCCGACUAUACCUUUUUCAGCCUCUGCUGUGUUGGGGUCUCUCUCUGAGGCUCGGGUACCCGUCGUGCUGCGUAUGGUGGCUCCCCGCUUGUGUCGCCGGUGCCUCCCUGAGCUGAUUUGGGCUGGGUUGGUGGAGUCCCUUCCAGCUGGUGGAUGCCGAGGGGGCUGGGCCUGGGCCUGGCUGCCCUGCCCCUCUGCCCCAGGCAAGGCCCCCCCUGUUUCUGUGGACUGCCCCUUCCCCUCGUUAAAAUAUUUGUGUUGCCUGCUAGGGGAGGGGGUGCCUGGGUAUCUUGAGCCUAUGCUCCCUAGGGCUUGGGGUGGCUCAUGGCCCCAGGCCCCAUCUCGUUUCCCAACUCUUCUGCUGCAGGCUGAGGCUUCAGCUUUGCCGGGGGUUGGCCCUCAUCCCUAGGACACGCUGCCUGGCUGUGGCCUUCCUCCCCAGUCCCGCAGCAGCAUGGCACCUGCGUGCGCUUCAGUGACAGGGUGGCCCCUUCCUGGACGGUCUGCGUGCUGCUCUCACGAAACAGCCUUGCCUGCUCCCUGACCGGAGAGACGGGGACACUGGUUUCUGCCAGCACCUGGGCGCCAGAGGCCGUGCGGCCCCUCCUACUUGCCUCUGCUUCUCCCUGGUCAGGGCCAUGGCGGCCUCUAACUCCUCCUCAUCUCGAAUGAGCUUCAGUAACUCCAGGAAAGUGGGCGCACUCCCUCGCUGCUCCAUGAGCUUGAGCUUGCCCUGGAGGGAGGUGCUCAUGGAGGCCUGAGCCAGGAUGUAUUUCAGGCGAAUCACGUCUGCCCUUCCCACUGACUCGGGGCUGUGCUUCACAGCGUUCUGCAGCACGGGCUCUAACCGUACCAGAAAGGCAGAGACUUUCUCUCCGGACUUCUGGAGGGUCUGGAGGAAUUUUAACUGUGAGGUUCUAUAGUCCUCUUUAUUCCCGAAGAUCUGCUUCAGGGCGUCCAGGCACUGCUCUACACUCAUGGAGUCGCUGUUGGCCCGGAGCGCCCGCAUGAUGGACAGGGCGGGGCCGUGUAAGCUUUCCAGCAAACGCCGCUGCUUCUCUACCUCAGACACCUGCCACAUCUGCAUCAUCUCAGUCACCUGCUCUAGCCAGGCUUCAAAGUUCUCUUCGCCUGGGCCUGGGAAAGUGUUUCCCGAAAACACCUUCAGUUUUUGGUACCACACGCUUCCUUUCAGAGGCUGCAGGUCUGGUGGCUUGACUUGAGCCAAGCCUUUUGGCUCUACGUCCUCAAGGUACGUCCCCAGGGUUCUGACCACAUCUACCAUUCUCCGGCCCUCAUGUUUCAAGAAGUACUUCAGUCUGUUGAUAAAUUCAUCAUCUGACAUACGGGGUUUCAUCACCACUUCCCAGGUACCUCCCUUUCCUGGGAUCUGACUGGACGUCGAAGCAUAAUUGACCGUGUCGGCCAAUUCAGUGAAAACUGCCUUAGAGUUGUCUUCCCUUCUGAACAUUCUGCCCAGCACACUGUAGGCACCCAGGGGCUGUAAGCCUGCCUUCAGGGUCUCUUUAAUUUCCUCUUCACUACACUCCACAGGUAUGCCCACGAUGAGCAGGCCCACAUCCCUUUGCACCAAUCCUCCAGCAGAUUCACAGCCAUUGCUCCCUCUGUCUUUGGACUGAUCUAGUAUAAGGGGCAGUAAUCAGCUCACAGAGUUUGACCAGGACUCAAGGAAUUCCGAGUCAAUGCCAAGUAUGAAGGCAGAAUCGUUCCGGGUUUGCACAGCCUCUGCUUGCCGUGGACUCCUCCUCAAAGUCCCAGAACUCUUCUGUGUGUACUGGAGGUGCCUGCUGGAGAUGCCUACAGGCCAAAGCGCCUGCGCUCCACAACCACCACGCGACCGUUACCACUGCUUGCGCGGUGCAUACUCCACUCUUCUAAUUUUAUAUGUGUUUUAACUCAUGUAAUCCUCACAAGAGCUCUGUGAUAUGGGAGCUUAUCUCCAUUUUAUAGAUGAGGAAGUUGAGGCCUAGAGUUAUAGAACUUGUCCAAGGUUAUAUAGCUAAUGGGUAGUGCCAGGCCCAUUUGCCUCAGAGAAUCUGAAUUUUUACAAUAUAACCUAAAAGAGAAAUUUAAUUACUAAUUAUAAGCAAAAAAAAUUGCACAUUAAAGAAUAUGGCAAGUUUUCAUCUAUCCAGUUACAGAAAAACACACAGUCUGUCUUUCACAUACGUACAUCUUGUAUUGGCAGGGAUUUUCCUUAUUAAGCAAUUACUUAUUGACCAUCUACGUUGUGUUAGGCACAGGUGCUGGGGAUAAACACUUAAUAAAAUACACUGCCUAUCUUCAAAUAACUUGCACUCUAAGUGAGGAAGUAAGCCAACAGUUAUAGUAGAGGUUCAAUACCAAGUGAUACAUCGCUGAUGGCAGUGUAAAAUCUCAGAAAUCUUUUGGAAAGAAGUUUGGAGAUAGGUACCUCAGAACCUUAAAAAUGUUCAUUUGCUUUGAUCUCAAACUCAUUUUUAUGGAUUUAUUGUAAGAACGUUAUUCCAAUGUAAGACCUGAAACAAUAAAACUCCUAGAAGAAAACAUAGGCAGUAUUCACUUUGACUUUGGUUUUAGCAAUAUCUUUCUGCAUAUGUUUCCUCAGGCAAGGAGACAAAAGCGUAACUAAACAAAUGGGACUAUUAUCAAACUAAAAAGCUUCUGUACAACAAAGGAAACAUCAACAAAAUGAAAACCUACCAAAUGGGAGAAGAUAUUGGCAAAUCAUGUAUCUAAUAUCCAAAAUAUAUAAAGAAUUCAUGCAACUCAACAACAAAAAAGCUAACAAUCCAAUUAAAAAUGAGCAGAGAAACUGAAUAGAUAUUUUUCCAAAGAAGGUAUAUAGAUGGCCAACAAGCACGUGGAAAAUGUUCAGCAUCACUAAUUAUCAGGGAAAUGUAAAUCAAAACCACAGGGAGAUAUCACUUGACACCCAUUAGAAUGGCUAUUAUCAAAAAGACAAGAAAUAACAAGUGUUGGAGAAGAAGUGAAGAAAAGGAAACCCUUGUGCACUUUUGGUGGGAAUGUAACUUAGUGCAUGGUAAAUGACAUGGAGGUUCCUCAAAAAAUUAAGAAUAGAACUAUCAUAUGAUCUGGCUAUUCCACUUGUGGAUAUUUAUCCAAGGAAUACAAAAACACUAAUCUGAAAAGAUAUAUGCACCCCUGUAUUCAUCACAACAUUAUUUAGAAUAGACAAGAUAUGGCGACAACCUAAGUGUCCACUGAUGGAUGAAUGGAUAAGGAAGAUACACACACACUUACAAUGGAAUAAUAGCCACAAAAAGAUGAAAUCUUGGCAUUUGGGACAACAUGGAUGGACCUUGUGUGUAUUAUGUUAAGUGAAAUAAAUCAGAUGGAGAAAGACCAAUACCACAUGAUUUAACUCAUAUGUGGCAUAUAAGAACAAGCAAAACAAAACAAAUGAACAAACCAAACUGAAACAAAUAGAUACAGAGAACAGAGUAGUGGUUACCAGAGGAGAAGGGGGUGGAGGGAGGGCAAGAUGGGUAAAGGGGGUCAACAAUAUGAUGACAGAUGACAACUAACCUUUUGGUGGUGAGCACACUGUAGUGUAUAUAAAUGUCAAAAUAUAAUAUUAUACACAUGAACUUAUGUGUUAUAAACCCAUGAAAAUAUAAAUAA
This is a messenger RNA of Mesoplodon densirostris (Blainville's beaked whale), 6630 nucleotides long. Its product is annotated as centrosomal protein of 78 kDa-like. NCBI's taxonomy places the organism in Eukaryota, Metazoa, Chordata, Mammalia, Artiodactyla, Ziphiidae. Gene Ontology annotation, cellular component: centrosome. The record is from RefSeq and is a predicted model, not a curated record. Bases 850 to 1395 code for a protein of 181 amino acids. The transcript has 9 exons.